This is a messenger RNA of Uranotaenia lowii, 1792 nucleotides long. RefSeq names its product serine-arginine protein 55-like. Gene Ontology annotation, molecular function: mRNA binding. Gene Ontology annotation, biological process: mRNA splice site recognition; alternative mRNA splicing, via spliceosome. Lineage: Eukaryota; Metazoa; Arthropoda; Insecta; Diptera; Culicidae. The coding region runs from base 268 to 1464 and encodes 398 amino acids. Gene Ontology annotation, cellular component: ribonucleoprotein complex; cytoplasm; nucleus. The record is from RefSeq and is a predicted model, not a curated record. The transcript has 3 exons.
ACCAAUGACAGCGCACGAAUUUUCACCGUCCAUGUGUUUCUUUCCUAGAUCAGCCAUGAUAAACAUAAACAAACCUCGCCGGUAGUGUCUCGUUAAUUUUCGCGAGUUUUCUGGAGUUUUCCGCAAGUUUUUAGUGACCAGGACAGUAAAACGAUUGGUUGCCUGUUUUCGGAUCCGAGAGUGCUCUAUUCAGCAGUGGUAUUCGCUCGUAAAAGUUGAUAGAUUUAAAGUAAAAAAGCAAGUGCAUAGGUACAAACACAAACAGUAAUGGAAAGUUCCAGGGUCUACGUAGGAAGAUUGCCACGCGGUGUCCGUGAACGUGAUUUGGAAAGGUUUUUCGAGGGCUACGGUAGAACUCGGGAAAUUUUGCUAAGGAACGGAUACGGCUUUGUCGAAUUUGAGGAUUAUCGUGAUGCUGAUGAUGCGGUACAUGAGCUGAACGGGAGAAAACUGUUGGGUGAAAGAGUGAUUGUGGAACCUGCCCGAGCUCGUGGAGGCCGCCGUGAACGAGAUCGCCGUGGAGGUCGCUUUGAAAAAUCAAGCUCUCGCUUUGGACCUCCGCUGCGUACCAAGUACCGAUUGGUUGUCGAAAAUCUAUCAUCUCGUGUCAACUGGCAAGACCUGAAGGAUUAUAUGCGCAAGGCAGGUGAAGUCACUUAUGCUGAUGCCCAUAAUCAGCGCAUGAAUGAGGGUGUUGUAGAGUUUGCCACACAUUCGGAUAUGAGAAAUGCCAUCGAGAGAUUAGAUGAUACGGAGUUGAACGGUCGUCGCAUCCGUUUGGUCGAUGAUAGAGGCGGCCGAGGAGGAGGUGGCCGUGGACGUUCUCGAUCGUCUCCAAGUCGAUCGCGAUCAAGAUCCCGUCGUCGUUCGCCUGUGUCGCGGUCUCGCUCAAGAUCGCCGCGUAGACGUUCGAAGAAUCGCAGUGUAUCCAAAUCCAAGAAAAUGUCGAAGUCACCUGAAAAAUCACGGUCGCCAUCUCGCACCCGCUCCAAGAAAUAUCGUGAAUCGAAGUCAGCAGAAAAGUCCCGUUCACGUUCUGUGUCCCGUUCCCGCUCUAUCAAGAACCGUGAAAGUGACGUCAAAUCGAAGUCCCGAUCACGCUCACCAAAACGCGAUCGUGAUUCUCGUUCCCCAAAACGUGAUCGUGAUUCUCGUUCGCCGAAACGUGAUCGCGAUUCUCGUUCAUCCAAGCGCGAUCGCGAUUCUCGUUCUCCUAAACGUGGCCGGGAUGUUUCCCGUUCCCGAUCACGUUCCAAGUCCGAAAGCCGUUCGCGCUCCCGGUCUCGCUCCAAAUCCAAGGAACACAAGUCACGUUCUCGCUCGAGAUCUUAUUCCCGUUCGCGAUCCAACUCUCGAGGAACACGUGAUCGUUCGCGCUCGGUCGACAAGGACCGCAAAUCCCGUUCGGCAUCGCCGCAGAAAAACGAUCACUCACCAGAUCGCAACGGAAGCAUGGAGGAUUAAACAAGGAGCUCCAAUUGCUCUUGAAGAACCACUUCCGACAUUGAAAUUAACAUAUUUACAAAUGUAUUUUGAAUGCGCUUAUUUCUUGGUGAAAAUAAAUGCAUCUUUCCGACUGUGGUAAACAGUCACUUGAAUUUUGAAAGAUAUUUGAUAAAAGAAAGGCAUUUUGGAUUCCUUACAACAUAAUAACAUUACAUUUACAUACAUAUGUCUUAAGCAAACCUUCAAAUAACGAACAAACCACUUUUGAAAUUAACACUUUUACACUAACAACAAUAUGUAAAUAUUUGAUGCCAAUAAAUGGAAAUAGUUUUAGUUGAUAAAAUAA